Molecule: messenger RNA, 192 nt
Organism: Histoplasma mississippiense
Lineage: Eukaryota; Fungi; Ascomycota; Eurotiomycetes; Onygenales; Ajellomycetaceae
Exons: 3
Coding region: 1-192 (63 amino acids)
Source: RefSeq, a predicted model, not a curated record
AUGAUUUUCUCAAGAGACUCCGAAGGAGCUUGUAUUGUUGCAUGGACAGAGAUACUAGAAGACACUCACCACCCACCAGAAAUGACAGAAGCGAGCUCUAUAGUUUCAUCUCAGUUUCGGAUACGCUUUCAGACACGUUUCUACCACAACCCGCAUGGUACUCUAUGUCGCAGGCAGAGCUUCCAUGGGUGA